CUACAAGAGGGAAAAGCUGUUUUUGCAUCUGCAAAAGAAAUCAAGCCUGAAUCCAACAAAUACUUCAAAAAUUGCAGAAAUAUAAUAGCUUAAUUAUAAAAAUCAAAACUUUAUGUCGUGAUCUGAAGUUCAGAUUCUGAACCCAUAUCCAUUACUCGUCCGUCUACAAAUAUUUAACAAUGCAAACGUUAAAACGGCUAUCGAUCGUGUCAGACUUGUUUGGUUUAAGUAAAAACUUUAAAGAUAUUCGAAGUGUACGACUGUAUUUUGGAUCUGAAAUACACCCAAGGCCAUAUUCGUCCACGCAGGCAACUAUUAUUGACGAUAAAACUAACGAAACCGCUGUAAUUCAAGAUGAUGAGCCACCGAAAGAAGCAGCACUCAUAAUUGGGCGUCAACUAGACUUUUUCAACCCCGAUUUACGCCUUGCCCGUCAAGCGUGGGUGGAGAACCUUGACACUGUGGAAGAGAGAAAGUUGGGUCUAGUGGAUUUGCACCCAAGCAUUUUUGGAGCCUUUCCGAGGACGGAAAUCAUAAGUGAUAAUGUCGUUUGGCAAAAUCUGUACAAACAUGUGAACUGGAACAAGAUGGAAACUCGAGGGGAAAGACGUGGUGGAGGUCGGAAACCUUGGCCGCAAAAAGGUUUAGGAAAAGCAAGACAUGGAUCGAUUCGAAGUCCGCUUUGGAUAGAAGGUGGCAAAGCCCAUGGGCCGAGGGGACCCAAAACACACUUUUACAUGCUUCCAUUUUACAAACGUGUUCAUGGACUUUGUGCUACAUUAUCAGUCAAAUUAGCUCAAGACGACUUGAAAAUAGUGGACACGCUAGAUAUACCUUCAGAGGAUCCGAAAUUCUUGGAACAGUUGGUAGAAGCUAGAAAAUGGGGUAUAUCCGUAUUAUUUGUUGACGACUCGGAUAUUAUGCCCCGAAAUAUAGCUUUGGCGACAGACUCAAUCCAUCACAUUAACUUGAUGCCACUGUAUGGAUUGAAUGUUUACUCAAUGUUGAAACAUGAAACGCUGGUCUUAACUUUAGCAGCCGUUAACAAGCUAGAGGAAAAAUUAUUAUUUCAUUUAAACCGAAAUGACUCAAUGACGCCCGCUAGACGUUAUCAAAAUGCACAUGUCUAAAAUAAUUUUUCGUAGUCAAGUCGGUUCAAUUGCAUUUAUAGUCAAUUUGUCAUUUAUUUAGGUUUCACUUUGAAUUCACAACUAUUUGUAUAGUUAUUGUUAACUUUUAGCAUUGUUAAUCUAAACAUGUAGCACCUUUCACAGUUUAUCAUAAAUUAUUAUGAGUUUGUACUUAGUUGUUAAGUUAAUGAAACAGAGAGGAUUUGGGAAUAAUAAUUUUUGACAAAAGUUUUGAUAGA
This is a messenger RNA of Folsomia candida, 1369 nucleotides long. It is a transcript of the gene mRpL4, whose product is annotated as 39S ribosomal protein L4, mitochondrial. The transcript is spliced from 5 exons. Gene Ontology annotation, molecular function: structural constituent of ribosome. Gene Ontology annotation, biological process: translation. Gene Ontology annotation, cellular component: ribosome. The record is from RefSeq and is a predicted model, not a curated record. Bases 180 to 1130 code for a protein of 316 amino acids. NCBI's taxonomy places the organism in Eukaryota, Metazoa, Arthropoda, Collembola, Entomobryomorpha, Isotomidae.